Micropterus dolomieu (smallmouth bass) is the source of this 1874-nucleotide messenger RNA. RefSeq names its product transmembrane protein 170B (gene tmem170b). The coding region runs from base 126 to 425 and encodes 99 amino acids. The transcript has 3 exons. Gene Ontology annotation, biological process: negative regulation of canonical Wnt signaling pathway. NCBI's taxonomy places the organism in Eukaryota, Metazoa, Chordata, Actinopteri, Centrarchiformes, Centrarchidae. Gene Ontology annotation, cellular component: plasma membrane. The record is from RefSeq and is a predicted model, not a curated record.
UGUGUUUUUAGCUGUGGUCAAAAUGAAAUGUUGGAUUUAAUCUGGACUCGUGCCUGCCUGCUGCGUGUUUGUUGCUUGCCACCCUGUGUACUUGCCUACCUACUGGUCUACCUGCCUUUACAUAGAUGUGGUACUGGGUGUUCCUGUGGUGUCUCUUCUCCUCGCUCUUUGUCCACGGGGCGGUGGGGCUGCUCAUGUUGGUCAUGCUGCAGCGCCACAAGAGGGGCCGCCUCAUCACGCUGGUGCUGGUCAGCGUGGGUUUCCUCGCCUCCCUCUCCGGAGGCGUCAUCACCAGCGCGGCGGUGGCGGGGGUGUACCGUGUGGCAGGGAAGGACAUGGCACCACUGGAGGCUCUGGUGUUCGGCGUGGGCCAGACCACCCUCUCUGUCAUCAUAUCCUUCUCACGCAUCCUGGCGACUUUGUGAAGCAAACCCUCGACGUCCUGAUGGACAGACGCUGAGACGAGAGCGAAUGAAUCGAGCCAAUCUGAGACUUGUAGCUGCUCAUCAUGGUGGAGUUUGUGGAAGGAGAGGAGGUAAAAAUUGCUCUGGGCCUUUGGGGCUGGAUGCAGGUGUGAGCGCUCCCCAGUGUCCGUGCUAUGUUACUGCCACAAUCACAGAGGGAACUCAAUGCAGGCCGGGUGACAGAGAGCAGCCCCAAGGCGGACACGGCGGCAUCCUCAGCUUCUGGACUUGAAAGCCAUGUUGUGGGUGUUUUCAGAGUUACAUCACUUCUUUGUGCCAACAGCCUUCUCUGGUACAUCCAGAUGCCUUUGUGGCCACUGACUCCUGAAGGCUUUCUGUUGCAAAGUUGGGAAAAAACAAACCUCUUUUUUCAAAAACAGCAGAGUGACGACAUGUAAUGAUGAUCUGACGAUCUCCUUUGGUGAUCAGCGUGAGAACAAAAGUAGAGCAAUGAAGGCAUGUUUAGGGAGUGACAACCCAAAAGUGUUCAUCAGCAAAAACGCAAUUUCUUCAGUAUUAGACGUCAGCCUCACCUCAAGGUCUUUACAACGUUCAAGAUUAUCAUGAUCAUUCCUGUUCCUUGGAUGGUUCAGCUUUAAAACCAUCUAACUCACGAGCAAGAUGCAGCUUUGAAUUUUGCACUUUGUAAACGUUGGAGACGCUCUUUACCUAAGAGGUGUGAAAUCAGUAGACGUGGAGGAGAAAACCAGCAUCAGUGCUACAUUUGGUUUGAUGAAAUGUUGACUGAUUGUGUGCCAAUGAGAAUGCCAGUUGGAGUUAAAGAAAUCUUUUGACAGGAAUAUGCUUAUCUUGCUGAGAGUUAGAUGAGAAAAUUUAUGCCACUUUGUGUGAAGCUACAGCCAGAAGGCAGUUAGCUUAACUUAGCAUUAAGACUGGAAACAGCUAGCCUGGCUGUGUGAAAGCAGCACCUCAAAAGCUCACUCAUUAACACUUUGUAUAUUUAGUUUGUUCAGUCUAAAAACGGCAAUUUGCAGCUUUACAGGGGUUAUUUGCCUGAUAAUUAUGUAUCAUAAAAUCCACCACAUAACCCCCCGUAAAACAGCAAAUUGAUAUUUUUACAGUUCAUGUUAAACAAACGAGAAACAACGCAUUAAUCCAUUAACUUUAGAGGUGCUGGUAUGCAGAUUUUGUUUCCAAUGGACAGAGCCGGGCUAGCUGUUUCCCCCUGUUUUCAGUCUUUAUGCUAAGCUAGGCUAACUGUCAGACAUGAGUGUUAUUAAUGUACUCCUCUAACUCUCAACAACAAAGUCAUUAAGCAUAUUUCCCAAAACAUGGUUCGGUUUACAUUGAGCUGGUUUGAUUCAGGUCUGGUUAGCGUAAGAUCAGGAUCAGGGUCCUCCUAUUCAGGUUUUGAGAAAGAUGUACUGGUAAUAAAAAGGGUUGUUUUGC